AAAGACACAUAUUCCGUCUCCGUCAUCACGCACAGCGACGUAAUCUGUUUGUCCAAUCAGGUGAAGAGCCUGAAGCUCAGGGAAGAAGCUGAUGAUAUGGCAGCUUUCAGAGCGACCAGGUGGAACUGGCUUUCUUAACGCGGCUAAACCUUCGAUUAUGAAAACGUGUUGUCCUCGGGACGGCGACCGGUCGACAUGAUUUACGUUAUAUUAAUUUCCGCGGUCUCCGGUGCGGUCGUUACGCUGAUAUUACAGUUUCUGUUGAUAUACCGGAGAAGCCCCGAGCCCAUAGGCAGGACAGUGCAGUAUGUCAAAGUAGAGCCCGAGAACGCCUUGAAGGAUUACUUCAACACCCAACAUGCCGAAGCAGGCCAGCCGCAGCAGGACGGCACGGCACCGAACGUCAGCGCCCCUAAACAGCAAGAGGCCGCCGCGGCGGCAGCUGUCACCGGCGGCAGCCCCAAACAACAACAACCGCCGCCUCCCGGCAGUGAGCCCGCUGACGCGGCCAGACCCGAGACGUGCAAUUUCCUAAACGCCAUAUUCCUGUUCCUAUUCCGAGAGCUCCGGGACACCCCCGCCGUUAGACACUGGCUCACCAAAAAGAUCAAGGUGGAGUUUGAGGAGCUGCUGCAGACCAAGACGGCGGGUCGGCUCCUGGAGGGUCUCAGUCUCAGGGACAUCUCGCUGGGCAAGUCGCUGCCGGUGUUUAAAAGCGCCACCCUAGUGAAGCCGGUGCAGCUGAACGAGGACGACAUGCCCGAAGAAAUCAACUUCGAGGUGGACAUCGAGUACAACGGGGGCUUUCACCUCGCCAUCGACGUCGAGCUGGUUUUCGGGAAGUCCGCUUACCUGUUCGUUAAGAUGAGGCGCGUGGUGGGUAGACUGAGGCUGCAGUUCACGCGCAUGCCCUUCUCCCAUUGGUCCUUCUCCUUCCUCGAGGACCCGCUGGUGGACUUUGAGGUGAAAUCCCAGUUCGAGGGAAGGCCGCUGCCUCAGCUCACCUCCAUCAUAGUGAACCAGCUGAAACGGGUGAUCAAAAAGAAACACACCUUACCCAACUACAAGAUCAGAUACAAGCCCUUUUUUCCGUUCCAAGUGCAGCCUCCGCUGGGUUUGGCUUGUGAUUUGGACCUGUCCAUCCAGGACAGCAGGCUGGUGGAAGGCCGACUUAAAGUCACCCUCAUUGAAUGUAGCAGACUGUUCAUCCUGGGCUCCUAUGACAGAGAAACCUAUGUCCACUGCACCCUGGAGCUGAGCAGCCACCAGUGGAAGGAGAAGACCCGCAGCUCCAUCAAACGGACGGAGGUCAUCAAGGGGCCGUGUGGCAGUGUCGGGAUGACGUUCAGGCACGUUCCUGCCGGCGAGGGGGAUGCGGUGCAUGUCAGCAUUGAGACGGUGACGCCCAACUCCCCUGCUGCCGUGGCAGACCUGCAGAGGGGGGAUCGCCUCAUCGCCAUAGGAGGAGUCAAAGUAACAUCCUCGGUUCAAGUGCCCAAACUGUUGAAGCAGGCUGGAGACAGGGUGGUGGUACUUUAUGAGAGACCUGUUCGUCACCAGACUCUCUCUUCUUUUGCAAGCCUCGGGACUCUUCAGGAGGGGUUUGGGCACCUAGAGGAAACUGGUUUCAUUUCGCAGCCAGGGGGUUUUGAGGAAGACCCAGCCCCCAUCACCACAGUUUCUGAUAUAUCUGACAUCAAAGAGAUGGACUCUGAGUUUGAAGAGUUGAUUGUAGACUCCAAACUUAGCCAGAUGGGAGUCCCUAACAGCAGCACCACAAAUACCAGUGAUACUAAGGAGGAUUCCUUACUUACAGUAAACCAAAGCCCCAAACGGACUGUGGCCAAUCUGGCCUCUAAGCCGCUUGGUACUAUAUCACCUAUCCUUAACCGAAAGUUGAACCUGGUGGGUCUCCAGUCACCACUAAAGCCCCAGCCCAAAGAAUCACCAAAGCCCUCACCACAUAAAACCCAUAGUGAUCCAGUGGAGGGCCUGCAACGUCCCACUGUCCCUCCCCCACCUCCUCCUUCUCGCCCCCCAGUGCCGCCAAGACCCCAGAUACGGUUGACAUCGGCCUCCUCCCAGACCUGUCUUUUGGAAGGCAUUGAUUCCUCAACAAUUACUAAUGCCACUGUUGUUCCUACUAUGACUAACACCAUCGGCACUACUGAAAAGUCCACCGAAAAAGCUCCUUCCACCGGAGCCGUUGAAGAUAAGAUCGGCACUGAGAAGAUGUGUGUCAAACCUGUGGAGGCUAAGCAGUCUACUAGGCUUGCAGAGUCCAUAGAUGAGCUACAGGUCCCUUCCACUGUGACCAGCAGCAACAAAGCCGAUCAAACCAAGGACAAAGCAUCAGAGAGCUCCUGCAGCACACGGGACAGUCUAGAAGAACAUUCCCUCUGGGAAUCUCCAGAAACCAUGUUUCGUAACCAGACAGCACGCUGGCCCAAGGCCUCUGUCCUGUUUGACGUGGAGGGCAACCAUAAGUACCUUAAUGUAGCUCUGUGGUGCAAAGAUCCCUUUAAGCUGGGCAGUUUGCUGUGCCUGGGUCAUGUCAGCCUCCAGCUGGAGCAUAUAGCCCUUGAAUGCAUGGCCACAUCUUCAGCUGAGUACCAGAGCACCUUUAGGUUAGGGCCUCCAGAACCCAGAGCCAACGUCAGUCGCACUGCUCUACGGGGCCUCAGCAGCCACAAAGGCUUCAAUGAGAAGCUCUGUUAUGGAGAUGUUACUCUGAAUUUCUGCAACGUAGCUGAAGGUGACUUUGAGUAUUCUGGUGGGCUGUCGGAAAGGGAGCAAGAGAGGAGCCUUUAUGAUGAGGAUCUAAGGGAGAGGGAGCAUAUCCCCACUGCACAGCGCGACGAAUUGGCCUACAGCGCCAUGCAGUCGGCGGAGCUUCGUCACAACUUCCAAGACACCCAGUUUCAGAACCCCACGUGGUGUGAAUACUGCAAGAAGAAGGUUUGGACCAAGGCCGCCUCUCAAUGUAUGAUCUGUGCCUACGUUUGCCACAAGAAAUGCCAGGACAAGUGCCUCGCUGAACAUCCCAGCUGCGUUGCAGCCACUGAACGUCGUGGAGCUGACCCCGAAGCCAAAUCCACUAUUAACCGGGCUACCACUGGCCUCACGCGCCAUAUCAUCAACACCAGCUCCCGCCUGCUCAACCUCCGCCAGGUUCCCAAGACCCGGCUGGUUGACCAGGUGGCUGACGCUCUCCCUGGAGUGGUGGAGCCCUCACCCAAGCAUACCCCAAACACUUCAGACAAUGAGAGCAGCGAUACCGAGACCUACACCAGUGGCGCCAGCCCCUCAAAGCAGCUUGUUGCCAGCAGUAAACUUGUACGCAAGGAAGGUGGGUUAGACGACAGUGUGUUUAUUGCUGUGAAGGAGAUAGGCCGUGACCUGUACCGGGGGCUGCCCACAGAUGAGCGCUCUCAGAAGCUGGAGUUAAUGCUGGACAAGCUGCAGCAGGAAAUUGACCAGGAGCUGGAGCACAAUAACGCCCUGCUGCUGGAGGAGAAGGAGGCCGUAGAUGCCCGACGCAAGGCCCUAAUUAGUACUGCUCUGGCCAAGUCUGGAGAGAGACUCCAGGCCCUCACCUUGCUGAUGAUCCACUACAGAGCAGGCAUCGAGGACCUGGAGUCAGUGGAGAGCCCCUCUCCUUCAGAGCAGCGAGGCUUUAAAGGCAAGGGAGAGGGCCUGGAGGAAGAGGCCCUGAUGGGGGCCGAGGUCUAUGACAGUGAAAUAUGCAGCCCUGUUGAGGAGCAACUGCUGGAUGAUAUGACGGAGGAGCAGAUCUGUGUGGAGGCCCUCCACUGAAUGAGACUAGAAGAGAGAAGAGUUGAACUAUGUCCAGUUUGUUUAUGGAAAUUAGGACAUUUCUGCAGUCCAUUUGAAAACUUGCAUACGUUGGGGUCCGGUGUUUGAUUCACAUUUUUUUUUACGGUUGGGUAACGGAAUUCCCUUCAUGUUAUUGAUGUUUUGAUUUGCACAAUAUGAUGUUGUUUCCAUACUCUUGGUUUUUGAAGGGAAGCUUGAGGGCUACACUAUUAUCUGCCCUCAGUAGUGCUGCAUGUGUAUUCUCCUGUUUGGUUUUUCUGCAGCUACAAAUUGUCAUUGUGAGCAAUGAAGUUGGCUUUCUUGUCUAAAACUGCUUUGACAUAAGUAAAUAAACAGAUGUCUGUGGUCUACUCGUCUGAAUCAUCUUAACUUUGGGGGAGGAAGGUCAUUAUUAAUAUUAAUUAGAUUUCUAUUUGUUACUUGGAGUAACAAACAAUUUGAAGGUGAAACGUGUGAGUCUUAAACAGUGUGAAUACUAGCAGGUGGUUUGGAACAUGUCAUUAUGUUUUAUUAAGCAAUCUGUUAUAUGUAUUAUUUGUUUUGAGUGUUUUUUUUUAUACAGUAAUAUAUUUGGAUCCUUCCUGCUCAUUGACCUCUUUGGGAUUUCAGCAGCUGCUUAAUCCUUAGUGGAGUGGGUCUGAUGAAUAGUUUGCCUAUUUGUGUAUAUCUUUGUAUUGGUAAUGCCAAACAUGUUUUACACUAAGGGGGGUUAAAUAGUUAAUUGUCCUGUGUACUUAACCAUUUCCUUUGUUCCGUCUUGCUAAGUUGUGAUAACUCCCAUAAAAAUCCAUGAGGGCAACAUGAGAAAUACAUUUGAUACAUGAUUGACUUUUUUGAAUAAUCUCUAAACGAAUGUUAUCCUGUUAAGCUGUGGAUGUAAAGAGUCGGCCAACAUUUAUUUAAUUGUGUGCGUGCGAGAGAUAAGAUGAUGUUCAUGGUUCAAGAGGCUACGAUGUAAAUGAGUUUUCAUGCCUAAAUGAAUGUAAGUUCAGCCCUUUUCUGCAUUGAGUGUGUCUACAGUUGUUGGGCACUGCCUUCCCCACCUCGUCGCUAAACAUCAAGAAUUAAUGUAGCCUGUUUCUUUCAUGACCGCCUCAAACACGCUAUGCGGUUCAUUUAUUAUUUUCAUCCACAGGAGGGAAUUUCUCUCUCUUGCAUAAGCGGGACGAAAUGUACUCUGGAAAAGUGAACAUCUUCAAAUCAAUUUGUAGGGGAGUUUUGUCUUUUUUUACAUGACAUUAUCAGCAGUUUGUUUUGAGUACAUGUUGAGAUAGAGAUUUGGGGCUUUCUUAAAGUGUCAACAGCAGGUUUUAGUCAGUUGGUUCAACAUGUAAAGGGUAAGGACUGACCAUCCAGUGAGGGGUCCAUUUAAAGUUGAAAGUAAGUCGGCAAAAACACCCCUACAUUAAAAAAAUAAAAUUCACACUGCCGUAAAUACUCAAUGGAAAGUGCUUGAACAGCUUAGUGAUUUGCACAAGAGAAGAUAUUAGCUUCUUGUGAAUGGCUGAAUUUACUUCUAGCAAAUGUUGGAUUGACCCGCACCUCGUCAGAUGAGGCUUGAUUGAGCGGAGUCAUUUCAAACUACUUUGCUAGAUGACCAUGCAUUGCCAUGCAUUCUUGUGUUCCUUGGCCUGGUACCAGUCCCAGGGUUUGAGAAAUGACUGCUUUGGGGCUAUGACUAUGUCAUAGAGGUCAAGUUUUCCUUAAAUGUAAAGAGAAUCCAAAUGAACUCAUCCAAUCUAAUGCAAGAAGAGAAGGAAUCCGUCUCAGUCGGAGGAAGCAAACUUGCUAUUCCUUAUUUUCUGUGAGAGGUUUGUUGCUGACGUGGACUUGCUGGCUGCUAUACUUGUCAAUCUCUGUCCCUGUACAUCCAGAUUACUGUGCAAUACUUUUGUAGGAAUUUAAUCUGAUAAUCAGGAAUGACUCCCCACAUCUCUACCUUUCUCUACCUUUUUUCCUUUAGACACAUGUGUUGUGUACCCAUCUGUCUGGUAGUGUAACCCGUUGGGGACCAAUGAGAACCCCAGAAGAGGCGUUUGCUCCUUAAAGGCCUCCUCUGGCCCGGGAGGCGCUGCUGUAUCUGUUACAACAUGCUCUCCCACAGAUCUCAUAACGGAAUGCUUCUGCCCCCCCAUCCCUAACCCUAGUAACUGCAUUUACAAAAGGACUGGCCACCACAUUCAGCGGGACGAGAUGGUGUCUGUCUCUCAUUGCGUGUGCGAGGGAUUUAUUGCUUUAUUGUACAAAACUUAAAUAAACAAGUGCAAAUGAAUUGCCA
Pungitius pungitius (ninespine stickleback) is the source of this 6115-nucleotide messenger RNA. It is a transcript of the gene pdzd8, whose product is annotated as PDZ domain containing 8. NCBI's taxonomy places the organism in Eukaryota, Metazoa, Chordata, Actinopteri, Perciformes, Gasterosteidae. Gene Ontology annotation, cellular component: mitochondria-associated endoplasmic reticulum membrane contact site. The coding region runs from base 196 to 3816 and encodes 1206 amino acids. Gene Ontology annotation, molecular function: lipid binding; protein binding. The record is from RefSeq and is a predicted model, not a curated record. Gene Ontology annotation, biological process: mitochondrial calcium ion homeostasis. The transcript is spliced from 5 exons.